Messenger RNA from Ceutorhynchus assimilis (cabbage seed weevil), 3356 nucleotides. NCBI's taxonomy places the organism in Eukaryota, Metazoa, Arthropoda, Insecta, Coleoptera, Curculionidae. The record is from the annotation of a GenBank genome assembly.
CCCCUCCCUACCAAUCCAAUUGUAUCUAACCUCACUUUUCUUCUAGUUUUUUAAAUUUCAAAUUGUUUUGAAACGUGUGUGUAGUGUGUAUUUUUAAAGUCUCCCAAAACUAAAAGUUAUGUUUUAAAUCAACCAAACAUCCAAUGGCUAGUAAAGUUUUCCUACCCUCGAGGAGCUUGGGGUAUGUCAGCAAUCACUUACCCCUACGUGUGCGCUACAUAAAAAGUCGCCAAGAAAAUCUCAUAGUGACUUGUGUAGGCAAAUCGUUUCAUACUUAUGGAAUUUCGCAUUUUGGGCUCUUAAGCGUAAGUCGUUUACAUUCCGGAGAUAUAACUUGUAUGACUACAGAUGCCUAUCAUGUAUACACGGCUUGUGAAAAUGUUAUUUACGCUUGGAGAAGAGGCACAGAACUGCAACACACUUACAGAGGCCAUAGUCAACCGAUUAUUCUCAUGCUCCCCUUUGGGGCACAUCUAAUUUCUGUAGACGACAAUGGCAAAGUUAAAAUCUGGGACAUAAAAUCAGAAACUCUAUAUUUGGAAUUAACAUUUGAUCAAAGCACUUUCGACAUAAGUGCCCUAAUGCAUCCAAGUACCUACAUAAAUAAGGUCCUAUUUGGUAGUAAUAAGGGCCAAAUGCAGCUGUGGAACCUCAGCAAAGUUAAAAUGGUUUACAGCUUUAAAGGUUGGGAUUCUGGUGUAAGUUGUAUUGAACAAGCGCCAGCGAUUGAUGUGGUUGCAGUUGGUUUGGUAACGGGACGGAUAAUUUUGCACAAUUUGAAAUUCGAUGAGAGUAUUAUGGAGUUUCAACAAGACUGGGGAUUGGUUACUAGUAUUAGUUUUAGGUCAGACGAGCAUCCUAUUAUGGCAACAGGUAGUACCUGUGGUCAUAUAGUAUUUUGGGACUUAGAAGAAAGACGCGUCAGCAGUCAAUUACAAUCAGCGCACGAUGGCGCUGUAACUGGCAUGGUUUGCCUGCCAAACGAGCCACUCAUUCUAACUUCGUCCCCUGACAACACUUUAAAGCUAUGGAUUUUUGACAUGUCAGACGGUGGAGCAAGGCUUUUGAGGAUCAGAGAAGGUCAUUCAGCGUCGCCCAAUCACAUAAGAUUCCACGGGGCCAAUGGGCAUAAUAUUCUCAGUGCAGCCAGUGAUUCUACUUUGAGAAUAUUUAAUACGCAAACAGAGCAGUUUAAUAAAAGUUUAGGCAAAGCUUCAUAUAAUAGAAAGAUUAGUAAAAAGCGGGGCAGAGCUGUUGAAGACCCUUUAAAAAUGCCACCAAUUUUACAAUUCACAUCUGAAACCACUAGAGAUAAGGAAUGGGACAGCAUUGCAGCCAUUCAUUUGGGAUUAUCAAUGGUUACCAGUUGGUCUUAUGACAAGAAAAAAAUGGGAGAACUUAAAUUAGUGCCUGAAAGGUUUCAAAAGAAAAAUUUAAAAAACAGACUUGAACCUGAAGCAACUUGUUUAUGUUUAACUCAUUGUGGCAAUUUCGUUAUUGUUGGUUACAGCACAGGACAUGUAGAUAGAUUUAAUAUCCAAUCAGGUUUAUGGAGAGACUCUUAUGGAGACCCAAAAGCCCACACUAGUUCUAUAAGAGGUGUAGCCACAGAUGGUCUGAAUCAAAUUACAAUUACAGCUGCCAAUGAUGGCGUUGUAAAAUUUUGGAGGUUUAAAAAUAAAGCCCAAGAGCAUCUUAGUAAAUUAAACCUUGAAGAAUCUGUAAGCUUCUUUAGGUCUCACAGAGAAAGCUCUAUGUUGGCAGUGGCCUUGGAAGACUUUAGCGUAUCAAUUGUUGAUAUUGACACUAGAAGAGUUGUAAGGAAAUUUAUUGGUCACACAGCUCAAUUGACUGAUGCUACUUUUAGUCCUGAUUCCAGAUGGCUAAUUACUUCAUCAAUGGAUUGUAGUGUUAGGACUUGGAAUAUCCCUUCAGGUCAACUAAUCGAUCAGUUUGCAACUGAAGCGGCUCCAAUAUCAAUCGAUAUGUCUCCUACUGGGGAAGCUCUUGCUACAGCUCACGUAGAUUAUUUGGGUAUAUUUUUAUGGACAAACAGAACCCUUUAUCAAAAAGUGACCUUAAAAGCCUUAUCUCCUCAAGAGGAGCCUCCUUUAGUUGAAUUACCUGAAGUACUUCAAGAGCACAAAGAAGAAACUGCUGAAGAGCAAGACACAAAUGAAUUUAUAUCUCCUGAACAAAUUAGUAAAGAUUUGCUUACUUUGUCAGGUUUGGCCACUUCUAGAUGGCAAAACUUGUUAAAUAUUGAUUUAAUUAAGCAAAGAAAUAAGCCUAAGGCUCCUCCAAAAGCUCCUAAAGCAGCACCAUUUUUCCUGCCAACUGUAUCCACCCUGAGUAACUUCCAGUUUGAUUUAAAAGAUUCUUUGCCUACUGAAGAUGGCCAUGACAAAUUACUAAUGCCAGAGGAUUUCACAAAUUAUACAGAAUUCGGAAAGAUAUUGGACAAAAACAACUUCACUGAUUGUAUAGAAAAACUGAAAUCCUUUGGCCCUUCAAUGAUAGACUUUGAAAUAAAAAGCCUUGCCCCUGAAGGGGGAGGAUCUGUAAAGCUAAUGCUUCAAUUUAUGAAGCUUUUAGAAUCGAUAUUUAAAUCGAACAAAGAUUUCGAGCUGGCAGAAGCUUAUUUGAGCGUUUUUCUCAAGUCGCAUGGCAAUUUUGUGGCCGAACAAGAAAUCUUGAGGAGCUUUUUGCCUAAUCUGAGUAACUGUCACGGAGUUGUGUGGAAAAGGCUGCAAGAAAAGUUACUGUAUGGAAUGUGUGUGGUUUCAAAUUUGAAAACUAUGUGAAAUUAUGAAAUAAAUUUUUGUUUAUUAGGUGUAUUUUUUCAUUCAAAUAGGAAAAUUUGAAAAGCUGCUAUUCUGGGCUUUGUUAAGGCAGUGGCGGCGAUAUGCAUAAGCGGAUAUAAGCAAUGCUUAUAGGAGCCUGGGAACAAAGGUGCUUCGAAAUAAAAUUGAGAAAUAUAAAGACUGAUAUCGAUCGAUAAAUUUAACUGGUACAUUACUUCCAGUUGCCGCCGCUGAAAAGUCAUUAAGUAAAUUAAAAAUAUUGGGAUAUUACUUGAGAAAUUCCAUAAGUCAGCAUAGACUGCAUGAUCUUUCUAUUUUGUCUAUCAGACAUAGCACAGCAUCGAAUAUUUUACUCCAAAACAAUUAUCCAAUAGAUAAUCAAAAUUUGAACUAUUACCGGCUCUUGAUUCUCUGGAAACCUUUCCUAGAGCCAAUCAAGAGUUGGUAAUAGUCAAAAUUUGAACUUUUAUUAACUCUGGAUUCGCUAGAGAAUUUUUCUAAGGGCAUUCAAAGCUCAAGAGCCGAUAAUAAUAAAAAUUUCGAAUGAUCAUA